AUGAAAAUCUUUGCCAAGCGAAAGAAAAAAGAUGCGAGCAGCGCUACCAAAAGAACAUCGUUUCAAUCUGACCCAAUCGUCGAAGAACUCUUGAAGAAGGAUCCAAGUGAGUGGAAUGCCAAGCAAAAGCGCAUGGUGAAGCGUUAUCAGCAGCGCAAGGCGGAAACUGGAGACGACAAUAACGCACAAAAGGAGCAGCAAGAAGUGCCAGUGAGAGAAGAGAGCAAAGCGGAGGAAAUGACGGUGGAACGCGUUGAAAAGGAAGAAGUGAAAAAUACAGAAGAUAUAGAAGAGGAAUCAGAGGAUUCCGAUGACAGCGAUUCUGAUAGCGAUAGCGGUAGCGACAAUGGUUCCGAUGGUGACAGUGACCAAGAAGUAGACGAAAAUAGUGAGGAGCAAGUUGAAUUAGAAAAAGAAACUGAAACGACAGCAGAAAAAGAAAUUGAAACGACAGCAGUACAAGAAAUAGAAACGACUGCCAAGGAAGAACCAGUUGCCGAAACUAAGAUGGAAACCCAAACACCACCAUCAACCACAGAGACUGAAACCGAUUCGGACAAGGUCGACACAUCUCACCCAGUGUACAAGCUACUGGACCAACUCAACUCGAAAACUAAGCGAACCUUAUCUCGAAAAUUGGAUCGGGAAGGCAGCAAAGCGCUACCUGAAGUCGAGCAAGAAGUCAAAAAGUUGUUGGGUAUCACGAAUGAAACCUCUAAAAAGAGAGGAGCCGAUACCGUUGGUGGCAAGCCAAACAAGAAGAAAAAGGUCGAUUGGAGCGGUCUACCACCUGAAGAACGCCUGAGACGACAAGAACAACGAAAAAGGCAACAGGAGGCUGCUGAACGUCGUGCCAAUGGCGAAAUGACGAGUGGUUCUCACAAGCAUCCACUCAACUCUGAGCGCCGACGAGCCAAUCGCCGCAAACCAAAAUGGAAGAACACGUUCAAGGUGGAAGAAAAUAAGAACCACAAUGCUUCUGGAUUCUUGGCACGCAGAGAUGUUCCGGCAAGACGGAAUCAAGGAUACUAG
This is a messenger RNA of Cylindrotheca closterium, 1032 nucleotides long. Lineage: Eukaryota; Bacillariophyta; Bacillariophyceae; Bacillariales; Bacillariaceae. The record is from the annotation of a GenBank genome assembly.